Aspergillus tubingensis is the source of this 1107-nucleotide messenger RNA. RefSeq names its product glycoside hydrolase family 28 protein. Lineage: Eukaryota; Fungi; Ascomycota; Eurotiomycetes; Eurotiales; Aspergillaceae. The transcript has 3 exons. Gene Ontology annotation, cellular component: extracellular region. Gene Ontology annotation, molecular function: polygalacturonase activity. Bases 1 to 1107 code for a protein of 368 amino acids. Gene Ontology annotation, biological process: pectin catabolic process. The record is from RefSeq and is a predicted model, not a curated record.
AUGCACUCCUACCAGCUUCUUGGCCUGGCCGCUGUCGGCUCCCUCGUCUCUGCCGCUCCCGCUCCCUCUCGCGUCUCUGAGUUCGCUAAGAAGGCCUCCACCUGCACUUUCACCUCUGCCUCUGAGGCCAGCGAGAGCAUCUCCAGCUGCUCCGAUGUUGUCCUGAGCGGCAUCGAGGUCCCCGCUGGCGAGACCCUCGACCUGUCCGACGCUGCUGAUGGCUCCACCAUCACCUUCGAAGGUACCACUUCUUUCGGCUACAAGGAAUGGAAGGGUCCCCUGAUCCGCUUCGGUGGUAAGGACCUGACUGUCACCAUGGCUGACGGCGCUGUCAUCGACGGUGACGGUUCCCGCUGGUGGGACAGCAAGGGCACCAACGGUGGCAAGACCAAGCCCAAGUUCAUGUACAUCCACGAUGUUGAGGACUCCACCUUCAAGGGCAUCAACGUCAAGAACACCCCCGUCCAGGCCAUCAGUGUCCAGGCUACCAAUGUCCACCUGAACGACUUCACCAUCGACAACUCCGACGGUGAUGACAACGGUGGCCACAACACCGACGGUUUCGACAUCAGCGAGUCCACUGGUGUCUACAUCAGCGGUGCUACCGUCAAGAACCAGGACGACUGCAUUGCCAUCAACUCUGGCGAGAGCAUCUCUUUCACUGGCGGUACCUGCUCCGGUGGCCACGGUCUCUCCAUCGGAUCCGUCGGUGGCCGUGAUGACAACACCGUCAAGAACGUGACCAUCUCCGACUCCACCGUCAGCGACUCUGCCAACGGUGUCCGCAUCAAGACCAUCUACAAGGAGACCGGUGAUGUCAGCGAGAUCACCUACUCCAACAUCCAGCUCUCCGGCAUCACCAAGUACGGUAUCGUCAUCGAGCAGGACUACGAGAACGGCUCCCCCACCGGCACCCCCUCCACUGGUAUCCCCAUCACCGAUGUCACCGUUGACGGUAUCACCGGUACUCUUGAGGACGACGCCACCCAGGUCUACAUCCUCUGCGGUGACGGCUCUUGCUCCGACUGGACCUGGUCCGGUGUUGACCUCUCUGGUGGAAAGGCCAGCGAUGACUGCGAGAACGUUCCUUCCGGUGCUUCUUGCUAA